AUGGCGGCGGCGGCGGCGGCCGGGCGGUGCGGGCGGGACCCGUGCGGCGCCGUCUGCCCGCUGCUCACCUACCUGGGCGUGGGCUACGCCGACUACGCCGUGCUGGCCCACGUCCUGCCGCAGCCCGCCCUGCGCGGCAGCCCCUGGUGUCCCUUCCACGCCGCCGCCUUCAACCUCAUCGUGCUGCUGCUGCUGGCCUGCCACACGCGCGCCGUCCUCGCCGACCCCGGUGUGGUUCCCCUCCCUGACACCGCCAUCGACUUCUCCGACCUGCGCAGCGGAGCUCCGCGGAAGCCCGAGCGGAGCCAGGAGGACUGGACAGUGUGCGACCGCUGCGAGGCAUACCGCCCGCCCCGCGCCCACCACUGCCGCAUCUGCCACCGCUGCGUGCGCCGCAUGGACCACCACUGCCCCUGGAUCAACAACUGCGUUGGGGAGUUAAACCAGAAAUACUUCAUCCAGUUCCUCUUCUACACUGGGCUGGCCAGUCUCUACGCGGCAGGGCUGGUGCUGGCCGCCUGGCUGUGGCCGGAGAGCAGGGGCCCGGCAGGGAUGGCAGCGGGAGGAGACAUCGCCAACAACCGCAUCCAGACGGCUCACUGCAUUGUCCUGCUGCUGGAGUCCCUCCUCUUCGGGGCUUUUGUCACCGUUGUGUUUUACGACCAGGUCGUGUCGAUCAUCACGGACAAGACACCCCUGGAGCACCUUCGCAAUCGGGGGCUAAAGGAGACGAACCGCGAGGGACUGCGCCCCCCGAAACCCAAACUGACGCUGCUGCAGGAGGUGUUCGGGCGAGGCUUCGUGCUCUGCUGGCUCUUCCCCUGGAGCUGCAGCCCCUCCACGGGCAUUGGCCCCAAGUACAGCCCCCUGCCCGGCCACUACGUCUGAACUCCCCGCGCCCGGCACGUGGGAGGAUGCUGGAAACGCGCUGACAGCGGCUUCGUGCUGGGAUGCGGAGCUGCGGUGGAGCUUCACCACCUCUGUGCCCGGCAGUGUGAGCCCUCUGCCCCCCCGGGGGUGAAUCUGUCACCCCCAAAGCCUGGGCAUCCCCCUGGCAGCACCGAGCCGGUGCAGCAGUAAGGUCCUGGGGCUCCCCAGCACAGCGGGUGCCCGGCCCCACCG
Gavia stellata (red-throated loon) is the source of this 1122-nucleotide messenger RNA. RefSeq names its product palmitoyltransferase ZDHHC3-like. Gene Ontology annotation, cellular component: endoplasmic reticulum; Golgi apparatus. The record is from RefSeq and is a predicted model, not a curated record. Gene Ontology annotation, molecular function: protein-cysteine S-palmitoyltransferase activity. Gene Ontology annotation, biological process: protein targeting to membrane; peptidyl-L-cysteine S-palmitoylation. The coding region runs from base 1 to 888 and encodes 295 amino acids. Lineage: Eukaryota; Metazoa; Chordata; Aves; Gaviiformes; Gaviidae. The transcript has 9 exons.